CAUAUGAACUCCACCAAAAAGUUGCAACGGCUCGAUCUAUGCCGUCACCAUUUAAACCACUGACCACAACUAGCUCACCCUUCAAUACCUUCACCUCCUGUCCCCUCUAUUCUGAGGUCAAUUAGAUUCUGUAAGCCGAGAAGGCUCCAAUCAGCACAGGACUUGGCGUCCAACACAUCUAUAUAUAUUCCUCCUCAGCUCAUACAAUACAACACAAUUCACAACCUCUCCAUAUCGUGUGCACCCAUCCUGUGCCCCCACAAGUUUACAGAUUCUACGCAAAAAGGUAAUUUAUACCGCAGCAGAAUCACAACAGCAACCAUAGCUUUCCCAACAGCAACCCGCCUCACCCACCUCCUCCGCAUCAUGUCCACCACGACACCCGCCUCGACUGCUCUCCCACCCGCACCAUGGAAGUCCCUCUUCCACAAGCACAUCUCCGAGAUGAAGCCCCCCCAAUUCGUCCUCAGCACUGUGACACCGGCCCCGCCAAACUCCAACUCACCAACACCCUACCUCCCCCGCGCCCGCUACUGCAUUUUCCGAGGCUUCUGGGCCGAACUACCGGAAAACAAAGAUAAUGAGGCGGAGCGAAACCCACGAGUUUAUGAGAGCGAUUGCCCCUCUUUCACGACAGAUGUGCGGAUGGAGAAGGUGAAAGAUGUGUUCAUGAGCAGUGCAGGACAUGCCGACAGCGAGGCACAGAUACAAGGGAGCGGAGGGGGAGGCCCGGUGGAGGCGGUGUGGUGGACAGAGGAGACGGGAACACAGUGGAGACUGAAGGGGCGAGCGUUCGUGGUGGGACCGGAUGUGGAGGAAGGGAAUGGGGAGGAAGGGAAUGGGGAGGGAAGGAGUGGUGUCCGAACCCUGAAGAGUGAGGUCGGGAAGAGGAUGAGGGUCGUGGAUGAGAGUAAGGAGCAGGAGUGGAGUUGGGCGAGGGAGCUCGAGGGGAAUUUUGGGAAUAUGUCGCCCGGGAUGAGAGGUUCAUUCAAGGCACCUCCUCCUGGCCAACCGGUCAGCAAGCCUUACGACAAGGACAACCUCGAACUAGGCUCUAAAGUGAGAGAUCUUCACGAUGAGGCCGCUCGGAAGAAUUUCCGGGUGGUCAUCAUCGUCCCCGACAUCGUCGAACAAACAGACAUAAGCAAUCCCAAUAAGGCUCGCAGACACAAAUACACCUACGGUGCUGAUGGCCAAUGGACGAUAGAGGAGCUAUGGCCGUAGAGUUCUGCACGAAGAACCGCAUGACUAGGUAUCAGAGCUCAAUCCAGGAGAAGAGAGUAGAUUCGACCCUAGGUUCAAUGCCUAGAGCCUUGUACUAUGUAAACCAUAUUUACCACCCCUGACGUCGGCGACCUUUUGACAUCGGUGACGAUAAUAUACACCGGGCGCUU
This is a messenger RNA of Mytilinidion resinicola, 1394 nucleotides long. RefSeq lists its product as uncharacterized. The coding region runs from base 367 to 1224 and encodes 285 amino acids. The transcript has 2 exons. The record is from RefSeq and is a predicted model, not a curated record. Lineage: Eukaryota; Fungi; Ascomycota; Dothideomycetes; Mytilinidiales; Mytilinidiaceae. Gene Ontology annotation, molecular function: FMN binding.